GCCCUAGUCCCUCCCUCCAUCGGCCGCCAGUGGCUGCCGUUCGCCCGCGCGGUUCCUCCAUUGGCGGCGGCUUUGCCUGCCAGGCUACGCUGCGUCCGGCUGCGGUCUGUCAUGGAGGCUGUGGAACGGGGGCGGCAGGCGGCGGGAGAGUCCGUGUCCGUGUGAAGGUGGCGGCCCGUCAGCGGGAAGAUCUGUCAAAGAGAGCCGGUGAUUGGUCUGGACCUUGCUCACAGACUCCAUGUUGUCCCGUCUAGGUAAAAGCGAGCCGAGAGAAAUUUGCCAGGAGAUUGCUGUUUGUGACUGAAAGAAGCAGGCGUGUAUCUGCACGGAGCUGGAGAGGAGCAGGCUAGAUGGAUCUAAAGACAGCAGUGUUCAAUGCAGCUCGUGAAGGCAAGCUGCGGCUCCUUUCCAAGUUACUGGCAAGCAAAACAAAAGAAGAGGUGGCCUCGUUGAUGUCAGAAAAAACCGAUGGUGCCACACCACUUCUGGUGGCAGCCCGUUACGGUCACCUUGACAUGGUGGAAUACUUGUUGGACCAUUGCUCUGCAUCCAUAGAAGUUGGCGGUUCGGUGAGUUUUGAUGGUGAGACCAUUGAAGGAGCUCCGCCGCUCUGGGCAGCGUCUGCUGCCGGCCACUUGAAUGUGGUUCAGUCCCUUUUGGAUCGUGGUGCUUCUGUCAACAACACAACCCUGACGAAUUCGACUCCCCUCAGAGCUGCCUGUUUUGAUGGCCACCUGGAAAUAGUGAAGUACCUUGUGGAGCACAAAGCAGACCUGGAAGUAUCAAACCGCCAUGGGCACACGUGCUUGAUGAUUUCCUGUUACAAAGGCCACAAAGAAAUUGCUCAGUAUUUACUUGAAAAAGGAGCUGAUGUUAACAGAAAAAGCGUUAAAGGAAACACCGCAUUACACGACUGUGCAGAAUCUGGAAGUCUGGAGAUCAUGAAGAUGCUUCUCAAGUAUUGUGCUAAAAUGGAAAAAGAUGGUUAUGGAAUGACGCCGCUUCUGUCAGCUAGUGUGACAGGCCACACAAAUAUUGUGGACUUUCUGACCCAACAUGUGCAGACCAGUAAGGCUGAGUGCAUAAAUGCUCUGGAACUUCUGGGAGCAACGUUUGUUGACAAAAAGAGAGAUCUUCUUGGUGCUUUGAAGUACUGGAAGCGAGCUAUGGAAAUGAGAUACAGUGAUAGAACUAAUAUCCUGAGCAAACCAGUACCGCAAACACUAAUUAUGGCCUAUGCAUAUGCUAAAGAGGUAAACAGCUCCGAAGAGCUAGAAAAUCUUAUUGCUGACCCUGAUGAGAUGAGAAUGCAAGCUCUGUUAAUUAGAGAACGUAUCCUUGGCCCGUCUCACCCAGAUACAUCCUACUAUAUUAGAUACAGAGGUGCUGUCUAUGCGGACUCUGGCAACUUUAAGCGUUGCAUCAACUUAUGGAAAUACGCGUUGGACAUGCAGCAGAGCAAUCUGGAUCCUCUGAGCCCUAUGACAUCCAGCAGCUUGCUGUCGUUUGCUGAACUUUUCUCCUUCAUGCUGCAGGAUAGGGCGAAAGGCCUGCUAGGCACUACUGUUACAUUUGAUGAUCUGAUGGGUAUACUGUGCAAAAGUGUUCUUGAAAUAGAGCGGGCCAUGAAACAAACCCAGUGCCCUCCUGAUCCAGUACAGCUGAACAAAGCCCUUGCCAUCAUUUUGCAUUUAAUUUGCUUGUUGGAGAAGGUACCUUGCAGUUCAGAACAGGAGUAUUUUAAGAAACAGACUAUUUAUAAGUUUCUUAAGCUUCAGCCUAGAGGGAAGAAUAACUUCAGUCCUCUUCACCUUGCUGUUGACAAUAGUACUACAUGUGUGGGUCGCUACCCAGUUUGUAAAUUCCCUUCUCUACAAGUUACUGCUAUCUUGGUGGAAUGUGGUGCUGAUGUAAAUGUCAGAGACUCUGAUAACAAUAGUCCAUUGCACAUUGCUGCACUGAACAACCAUCCAGACAUCAUGAAUUUUCUCAUUAAUUCAGGUUCACACUUUGAUGCCACAAACUCGCAUAGAAAAACUGCUAGUGAUUUGCUGGAUGAUAAAGAAAUAGCCAAAAACUUAAUCCAGCCCAUAAACCAUAUUACACUGCAGUGUCUUGCAGCCCGUGUUGUAGUGAAUCGUAACAUACACUAUACAGGCCACAUCCCUGAAAAACUAGAGAACUUUAUUUUACUUCAUAGAUGAUAGUGUGAAAUCCCAGAGCACUGCUUUCUCUGAAGCACGACUAGGUGACAGUGUUUUGCUUUGAACGAUGUUGUGAUACACCAGCAUUCUCUUAGCUUGCUCCAUCUUGCUUUCAUUAAUCAAAGCAUUGUUAGCAUCGGUUUGGUGGAGUUGGUUACCCAGUAUUUAAUGUAUGCCAUAUAUUAUAUUUUGUGAGUUAAAUAGAAAUGAAACGCCAUAUUUAGACUCUUAAAACUAUUUGCCAAAGGCUUGUCUAUUCUGGUCUUAAUUGCCUGAUGGCUGUUUGGAACCGAGUUGAGUGUUUUCCACUGAAGUCUUAUACUAUAACUGUUGUGUGGAUUUUCUACAGUUGGAAGGUCAUAUUUUUGUUUUUGUUUUCUUCUUCUUGAGCGUUUCUACUCUCUUCUUUUCUAUGGACUCAUUGCUAAACUGUUUGAGUUGGAUGGACUUGUUAACAUUUGCAACUACCAUAAGUGCUUUUAUCUUUUCUAUGCACUGGUUGAGUUAUGACUGUUGCGUGUGAGCAUACUUCUAUGCAGCACUUGGCCAAUUUUGAACUAAAUGCAGAUUUCAUUUUGCAGUUGUGGAUUUAUUUAUUUUUUUGGAGAUUUUUUGAGAAUGCUGGCUUCGUAGCAUGACACACUUUGGAACUAUUUACCAGUUCUCCAAACUUGGAUUUUACUCCUCUGAGUGCCGUAACUGAGGUUUCUUUCCUCUUGAUCCUCAGGAGAUUUGAGCUAAGUUUUGGAGAAGAAAGUCUUUCACGUGAUAAUUUCCCUGAACUUUAAGUCUGAAAGUCAUUCUGUUGCAUCAUACAGUUAGGGGAAGAGUAUUCAUUAUAUACAACUGACGCCUUCCCCUUUGCAGUCAUGUCUUGCUUGUGCUGGUUAUGUGACUAGAUGUGAAGUUUGUUCAAAGUUUAACCUCAGACUUAACGAUACACUUUAACGAGCAGUAGAUCAAAUGAAUGCUGUAGUUUUAAAUUUAAAAGUCAACUUUAGCUACAAAAGAAACUAAAGCAUGUUGGUGGCAUGACGCUUAUCAGUCCAGAUUUAAACAUCACUUAACGUUAUUUUGACUGUGUGGCUGUAUGGCAAGGUAUUGGGAGUUCUAUAGAAGUGUCCCUUCUUUCAUUUUGAAUAUCUUUAUAAAUAUUUGCAUGUUCUUUUCUCUAGUGUGUCAGCUGUACUUAAAAAAAAAAAGAAAAAAAAAAAAAAAAGAAAAGCAGAAGUUCUGUUGUGUAUAAAGCUCCUGAUGAAAGUACCUAUUUUUAUAAUAUUUGCACAACAGCUUAGCUUUUACAACAGAAAGGGCUCUUUUGACUUGUUAAAUCUAUAAAUGGAGAUCAUAAAUGUGCAAUUCAGGUAAUUAAUAUAAUUCAGCACUUUACUGUUGAUUAAUAGUAGAUUAUAUUACGGCACAUUAGCCCUGCAAAUGUCUUGAGGUGAAAUUCAGUUCUGUUGAGUAGAAUACGCUUGUAAGUUUCUUAGCCUAGCAUAUUGGAUGUUGUUGACAUAAGGUUUCAUUCCAGUGGUGGGUAGUAAGCGUACCCAUGGGCUUCUGGCUCCAGAAGAUUCAACAAGUUGGCUUAUGGCUUUUGUCAGAUUUGUAGAGAUUUAAAGGCCAAGUUAACCAGAUAAAAUCUAUUAUAGGAGAGUAAUUUUUGAUUUUCUAACCUCAUGUUGGAACAUCUUUGUCUUCUUUGAAUUAAGUUGAGGAAGAAUGUAUCUUGAGGGCGUGUUAGAGUAGUUCUUCAUUACUUUCUGACUAUUUUGGGGUUCUUUCUGAAGUGUACACUACCAGUUUGGUCGUUCUUGAAAAUAAUACUGGAAUGUAUUGAAACAAAGGUGUGUUGAAAGUGCCAUUGGUGUAUUGCCACUUUUAGGUUUUGCUUAGAAGUGACUUUCACCUGUUUAUCCCAUGCUACGUGUGCACUUUUGAAAGUCUGUGAGUAAAGAAAUCCAGAUACUGCAGUGUAUCUGCAAGCUAAACUAUUGAAUUAGCUGGAUUUUUCUGAUUUCUGAUGAUUAAAACAUGUGCCACCCCAACUGUCCUCUCUGAGAACAACAGCUUAUAUUCAUUAUCUUUAUUUUUUAUGAUUCUCUACUGCUUUGUAAGUGGAAGAAAUCAUGCCACAGUACAAAUAAUACACAUUAUUAUACUGAGUCAUGAGUGUAUUUCUCUUUUGGUAGGUUACAGAAAGAGUUUAACAUCUCUAGAGUUUUAUACUCUGGAAUCUUACUUUUGGUUUAAAUUUGUGUAAUUUUCUAAUAACCAGUUUAAAAUCAAUUAUUUGGACCUUGUUAGUCCAGAAAUAUAAAAUCAAAUAAAUUAACUGUUAGCAAACAGUAUCUGUUCUAUUGAAUAGAAGACAUUUCCAAAGUGGUUAGAAAGCAGAUCAUCGCUAAAUGUAUGUAAACCCAGUGGAGACCAGGUUUUCGGGGAAGGCCUAUUCUGUGAACUGUAUGCUUUAAUUUUAAGAACUACCUUAUGUGAUAGGGAGUCCUGAUUUACUGUGUACAGUUCUGAGUAAAUGCCUGGUGACAUAAGUCAAUCCUGGAGUGCAUCAUCUCCAUUCAGAGAUUAAUUUUUCAUGAUGUUGAGGCUAUCUGCUGAACUCAGUGCUGUGAUUUUUUGCCUGAUACUUGAUGCAUUUAAUUAUCUUUUCCAUUUCCUUCUUGACCUGUACGUUUACAUUACUCUUCAGUUUUUGCUUCAUUAAAAAAAAAAAAAAAAGUCAGUACGAGGCCUGUUUCAGAUAAAAUUUAUGGAUUGAUUUCAGGAUUUUUUGAGUAGAAGAGGCAUGGCAGGCCUUGUCAUAUAUGCUCAUACCAAUGUGUCCAGUGCUGAUGGGAAGUAACAGAUUUUCCCUCAGCUCCUGGUUCAGAGUCUUCACUGCAAUCCAUAUAUCAACCUUCUGGACAAGAAGUUUUGUUUUUGUUGUUUUUUUUCUUUUUUGCAGCCUCAUUACUCACUCAGAGGUGGCUGUAAAAUGAUGUUAGUGAAACCUACUGAUGUUAAAUGCAGUAGUGCAGCUAUCUGCUCUUGGCAUGGUCAGCGCAAUGAACUAAAGAGCGUUCAGAACACAUUCAGAAUACAGGUUUGUUUCUGUUCUAACCUUAACUAUUCUUGUCAUAUCUGGGCUUUUCUCUGGUGAAGUGUGCAGUUCCUGAGCUACCAGCACAAAAAUGUUGAGAACACUGUGGAUAAAAAAAAAUAAUUGCAAUGCUCAGCAUGGGUGACACAGGUUUUAAAACUGAAUAAGCAGUUUACAAGUGCAAGGAUACCUCCUUGCUUGUUAAGACCUCUUAAGGUGUAUUUGGGGAUUACGAGGAGGGAGCAGGGAUAGAAACACUCAUUGGAGUUUUUCUUCCAUUCUUCUUGGGCUUCAACAGAAAUACUUCAGCCAGGUAGAUGAACAGUACUGUAGUAAAACGUGAGAUGCUGUUCUUAUCAAAGCCUAAAACUAUAUUCCUGCUCUUGUAUCAUGCUGGUAAUAACGAGGUUCCAGCUGUCUGUGAUGUCUCUGUGCUUUUUAAGUGCAACAUGAAUGCACUUUCUGAAAUGCAAGACAACAAUUCAUUUUCCAUUUGUACUUCACAGCAGUCCCUGGCUAGGAGCUUAUUUUGUGUAUUUCUGAAGUCCUCAAAAAGUUCUCUCCUAAUAAAUGUUUUGCAGCUCAUUAAACUUUCAAUUUUAUUUUUUUUUUUUUAUAAAACACUUAAAAUUUAAAAAAAAAAAAAAUUUUAAAAAGAAAAAAAAAAAAAAAAAAAAGGAAUAGAAUGCCAUAGCAAAAUCUUUACAAAAGUACUUUAAAAGGGGAUAAAAAUGUGCCUCUCCUCAGUUUUAUAUCAACUGCAAGGUGAUGGUGGCAGAACAUGACUACUGUUGAAAGAGCUUCCUCAAGCUUUGGAAUAUACAGAGUGGAAUGCAUGUUAUACUCUGAAAUGUUGACAGAUUUGUCCAUGUAGAAUUAACACUAAUUUCUAUUUUCUGUGACUGCAAUAAAGUCAAGUGGUUUUUGAUGUUUCAAAGUAACUACGAGGAAAUUAAUGGGAGACCUACUAGACUGUCCAUAACUCUUGGCUCCAAGUAUGAAUGUACCUGUUGAACCCUCAGUGAGGGCAGAAUGAAAAAGGUAUUGUUUGUUUGGUUUAAACUGAUUUUGUAUUUGUUCCAUUCUACCACAGAGUUAUUCCUGUGCAGGGUGAGCUUCAUGUAUGGAAACAUUGCAGUUUCUUUUUUACGUGAAGUAAUUUAGCUUUAGCAUCAAUGUUUAAAAAAAAACAAAAAACAAACAAACAAAAAAAAAGAAUAACAAGCAUAUUUCUGUGCUUACAUUCUCUUGAGGCUCCAGAUGCAGAUUAUAUUAAAAAUAUGUUUUGGAGAA
Molecule: messenger RNA, 6594 nt
Organism: Coturnix japonica (Japanese quail)
Lineage: Eukaryota; Metazoa; Chordata; Aves; Galliformes; Phasianidae
Gene: FEM1C
Product: fem-1 homolog C
Molecular function (GO): protein binding
Source: RefSeq, a predicted model, not a curated record